AUGUCUCGCUUGGCAGCGAUCGCCCGCCGGUGUCCUCGACCCUCUUCCCCCCAUCUCCAAUACCGCUCAUUCCAUCCGACUCCCGCCUCCUCGUCUCUGCAGAACCUCUUCGAGACCUCCGAUCUUCCCUCUUUAUCCGUCGCCAAGCUCACAACCCGCGGCUUCCAUUUCACAGACGACCUCGUCAUCCCUGGCGGAGUGAUCCUCAUCGGUGGGCGGGCGUUGAUGUGGAAUGUCGAUCCGCCUGUCCUACCGGAAGGAGGGACAUUGGUGGAUGCCUGGAAGGGCUGGGAGGCGGAGCGUCUGGCGGUGUUUGCGAGUGUGGUGCCGAGGCCGGAGAUCUUGCUGUUCGGGACGGGAGAGAGCGUGUUGCCGGUACCGAAGCGGAUCAAGGAUUAUGUGAGCAGCUUGGGGAUACAGCUGGACGUCAUGGACUCUCGCAACGCGGCAUCGACGUACAACCUCCUCACUGAAGAAGGGCGGACUAUAGGCGCCGCACUCUGUCCCCUCUCCCCCAUCGAUCCCCACUCCGGCAAGCCCAGAUGA
This is a messenger RNA of Dioszegia hungarica, 546 nucleotides long. RefSeq lists its product as uncharacterized. Bases 1 to 546 code for a protein of 181 amino acids. Gene Ontology annotation, biological process: mitochondrial respiratory chain complex I assembly. NCBI's taxonomy places the organism in Eukaryota, Fungi, Basidiomycota, Tremellomycetes, Tremellales, Bulleribasidiaceae. Gene Ontology annotation, cellular component: mitochondrial inner membrane. The transcript has 2 exons. The record is from RefSeq and is a predicted model, not a curated record.